Maudiozyma saulgeensis is the source of this 2007-nucleotide messenger RNA. Lineage: Eukaryota; Fungi; Ascomycota; Saccharomycetes; Saccharomycetales; Saccharomycetaceae. The record is from the annotation of a GenBank genome assembly.
AUGUCAACCACUACAUCUACUAGUAAUAACAAUAAUGACAAUGACAAUGUCAAAAUUAAAGGUACAGUACAAAUGGUUAAACCCAAAACAUUGCAUUCUCAUGAAUUAUUUCUCGUGAAACAUACGGUACCAUUAGCUGGUCAAGAUGAAUUAUUACAAGGUCCGUUAAAUCAAUUCCCCCAAAAGACACUUGUUAUUCCACCUGAUUGUUUUAACAAACAAAUUAUUGAAAAGGAUAAACUCUUAGAAUAUCCAUUAUCUCAACGAGAUCCCGUUGGUGAAAGAAAAAUAUCUAUAUUUGGUCAAUUAUUAAAUGGUUCAAAAUAUUUAUUUAAUACUUUCACCCUUGCUAGAAUUGGGCAAACACAUUUUUUAUUAGUUAAAGAUUUAAUACAAGCUUUACAAUAUGAAUUAAGCAUGCCUGAUUUUUUAAAUCAAUAUGAUAUCUUAAUAACUCAUUUACCUACCGCUGAAGACAUAGAAUUCUUAAUAGAUAAUCAAAUUAUACAAGAUAAUAUUAGAGCCACUGAAGAAAGAGAAAGUUAUAAAUUUAUUACAUGUAAGGCCGCAUUUGUUAUAUUUGGUGCGUCAGUAGUAGCAUCAGGUCAUCGAUUAGCAGAUGAUUAUUGGGAAACCAUUGGGAAACAACAAGGUUUAACUCAACAUCAUAGAGUACAUAAAUUACCACAACGACUGAUUAGAUUAGUUUACCAAUUGAAACCAUCAUUGAAUGAUUCAAUGUUUACAAGAAUUGAAAAAGAUGAUCAUAUUAUUCCAACAGAUGAAGAAAUAACGUUAUCAAAAGAACCAAUAUCAUUUGUAUCACCAUAUCCAACAAUAACAGAACAACCAUCAAAAGAGAUUAAAGAUGAAUAUUUAUUACAAUUUAGUAAAGGUCAACAUAUUACGACUGUUAUGCCAGGUCAAAGUAUUAACGAUGCAAUGGAAUUAACUGCACAGUUUAAAGUACCAAAAUAUCAUAGUAAAAACUCUUUCUUACAAGCAACUCAAUCUAAGGCAUUAGAUGUACCUAUUGGUAAAUCAUUGGAAGAAAUAAAUAACAGCAAUAACAAUAUCAAUAAUGCUAACUUGGAUUCAAGUAUGGGUUCAUUAUCAUCAAUGACCAGUUUUUCAAAUUCAGUCAAAGGUGCUAUUGCCGGUAGAAAUAAUAGUAACCAUAAUUUAAACAAUAUUAAUAACUAUUCUGAUAAUAUUGAAUCCGAGACAACUACUGCAGCAGCAAGUCCCAACUUUACCCAAUCGAAACCAAUGAGUAGGAUGUUAAGUAAUAUUCUAAGUGAUAGUAAAUCAAAAAAGAAUGAUGACAAUACCGAUUCUCAUGCUCCAUCUACUUCUACUACAACACAUUCAAAGACAAAUGCUAUCUUAAAUAUUAAUGGUUGGAAGUUUGAAACUUUACCAAUAAGGGAAAAUCCAAUACAAAUGAUGAAUACAAUAGAUGAUACAUAUACUUAUAGAGGUUUACCAAUUUAUCAAAGGGAUAGUCUGUUAGUGAAAUUAAAUACUUUGACCCCAAAUCAGAUUAAAGAGGUCGAAUAUUUACAUGAUUCCUUAUUUUUCAAUACUGGUGUUCAAAGAAUGCGUAGUAUGAGAAAGAAGAAAUGGGGCAAAUAUUGGCAGUAUAAAACUGGUAUACCAAUCGGCUUAAAAGCAAAUCAAAUAAAACAACUACAAACAAAAACUUUGAGCGAAAUGUUGGCGGUAACAGAUACACAGGAGAUCUUCAAUGAGGAGACUACUACGGAUGAAAUACAUACCACGAGAAGAGUGCCCAACGGUAAUUUCUAUGGGUUUGCAAAUAUUAGGACAAGGAAACCACCUUAUGCUAACAUCCCCCAAGAAGUCUUAGAACAAAUGAGAGUUAACGGAAAUGUUGGUCAGCAUGUUGUACAAACAAAUACAAUAGCAGAUAAUGAUGCAUUGAAUGAUGCUAAAAGAAAUGACAUGGAACAAACCAUCAAGAAUGAAAAUAAUUCAGAUAAAUAA